This is a messenger RNA of Ectocarpus siliculosus, 612 nucleotides long. The record is from the annotation of a GenBank genome assembly. Lineage: Eukaryota; Phaeophyceae; Ectocarpales; Ectocarpaceae.
AUGGCUACCGUAGCGGAGAAGGUAGAUCAGGCCAUCGCCGAAGGCUUGGGGGAAGAGGCCCUCGCCGAAAAGUUCGAGCAGCAUGGAGAUGCUUUCACCGGCUUCCUGGGUGACGUCCAGGCGAACUUGCUCAGUCAACUCAACGCGCACAGCGUUGGUCCCGAGGGCUUCGUCGAGAACUUUCAAGCCUUCCGCUCUGCCGUGGACUGGAGCGAGCCAUGGAUUCAGGGCAUCCUGGUGUUCCAUCUGUUGUUAUGGGUAUUUUUCAUUGUUACGCGGAGGAGCUUUGGCGCCCAGGUCGGGCUGUUCGCGGUAGUACUCACGGGGACAAGGUUAAGCGAGUUCAUCAACACGUGCCUCCGGGAUCGCUGGCAAAACUUUUCGAGGCAGAACUACUUCGACGAGCACGGCAUCUUCAUGGGGGUAAUGUGGGCCGGGCCGCUGCUGAUACUGGGCUUCACGAUGCUGGUGAGCUUGCUUUGCCAAACGGCAUCGCUCUUGGUGACGGUGAAAACCAAGCAGUUCAAGCGGGAAAUCGCCGCGAAGAAGGACGGCGGGAAGUCCAAGGCCAAGCGCGGCGCGAAAGACAAAAAGGCGUCGAAACAAGCAUGA